UCAACAGAUGACUGUCAAAUGUUGAUGCUUGCUACGAGGCGAGACUGAGGUCUGCCCUGACAGUCCUGCCCAAAACUUCUCAACAACGGGAAAGUAAAAUAUAGAUAUCAGUGUCGCAAGCGGUUGUCAUUCAACCCUGCAUGGAAUAAACAGAAAAAGAUUGAUAGAAGCGGCAAGGUAGCUAGCUAGCUGGCAUUUCACUGACAGUGCUUGGGGGCUAUGCACAACGUUAGCCUACAGUACUAGCUUGCUAACGUUGUUAAAUGGCAUGCUAGUAGGCAAUAGCACUGGGCAUAUUCUUCUUUAGCGUGUGGUUUAGCUAACGGCAGUAUCUUUCUUGUCCCAAUGUGGGAACGAAAGAGACAGCUGGGACAUUGGCAGAAAGCUUGGCUAGCUACAGUAGCUAACCAAGAACUGGUAUUGUGCCGCAGAUCCAGUUUCACCGGUGGCAGUUCUCAUCGCGGAGGACGCAAUGACACAAGACGAGGAGUCGCGGCGUGACUGACACUCUUCAGGAACCCGACCAUCGAAGUAGCUAGCUACUACUGUUGACAAUCUGGGAACAUGGACAAUUUUUCCAAAUGCAUCCAGAGAAAUAUCUCUCCCAGUGGAUCAGAAUGUAAUGCAAGAAGGACGGAUAAUGUAGAAAAGCUUUCCAGGCAGACCAGGGCAUGUAAUGAACGGGAACCGCACACAUCAUGCAAACAUAACAUGCAACGCAUUGAACCAGAAGGAAGCAUGACAGCGAAUUAACGUAUAUUUUAUCUUUGUAUUUAUUUUGCUGAACAACAUUUGGUUUUGUCUGGCUAUCACCACUGGUUGCCAGAUUUCAUGUACUAGUUCUAUCAACCGAUGUCUGAGAUCAGGCAGAAUUUAGAUUUCAUGAUGACGGUGGAGGGUUCCACAAUAAAGAGUCGGAUCAAAAAUCUUCUCCGCUCGCCAUCUAUCAAAUUGAGGAGGAAUAAAGAGCGGAACCAUAAAGAGAAUCUCAGUAACAAGGUGACAUUAGAGAAGGUGCUGGGGAUCACAGCAUUUGGGAACCGUGCUUUGGCCUGCGACCCUCGCUCCGGACUAGUGGCCUACCCAGCUGGAUGUGUGGUGGUGCUGCUGAACCCCAAGAAGAACAAACAGCAUCACAUCCUCAACAGCUCCAGGAAAACCAUCACCACUCUGUCAUUUUCCCCUGAUGGCAAGUAUGUGGUCACAGGAGAGAGUGGGCACAUGCCUGCCGUGCGGGUGUGGGACGUUGCAGAGCGGACCCAGGUGGCCGAGCUACAGGAACAUAAGUACGGCAUCUCCUGCGUGGCCUUCAGUCCUAACAGCAAGUACAUCGUCAGCGUGGGAUACCAGCACGACAUGAUCGUCAAUGUCUGGGCCUGGAAGAAAAACAUUGUGGUGGCAGCCAACAAAGUCUCCAGUAAAGUGACGGCCGUGUCCUUCUCAGACGACAGCUCCUACUUUGUCACAGCAGGGAACAGGCAUGUCAAGUUCUGGUACCUGGAUCACACCAAAUCCUCCAAGGUGAACGCCACAGUUCCUCUGCUGGGUCGCUCAGGGCUCCUGGGGGAGUUGAGGAACAACUUCUUCUCUGACGUGGCAUGUGGGAAGGGUCGUAAAGCCGGCAGCACCUUCUGCAUCACUUCCUCGGGCCUGCUCUGCGAGUUCAAUGACAAACGCCUGCUGGACAAAUGGGUGGAGCUAAGGAAAAAUGACAUCAUCACAACAACUCAGGCCACGUCUCUGUCUGUGACGGAGGAGCUGAUCUUCUGUGGCUGUGCAGACGGCACCGUGAGGGUCUUCAGCCCUGUCAACCUGCACUUCAUCUGUACCCUGCCACGGCCACACUGCCUGGGCACAGACAUCGCCACCGUGGUGGAGGCUAGCCACCUCUUCAGCCACAAGAUGGACGCCCGGUACCCUGACACGGUGGCUGUCUCAUAUGACCCUGCGAGCCGCUGGCUGUCCUGUGUCUACAACGACCACAGCCUGUACGUGUGGGACGUACGAGACCUCCGCAAAGUGGGCAAGGUCUAUUCCGCCCUCUACCACUCGGCUUCCGUGUGGAGCGUCGAGGUGUACCCGGACAGGGUAAGUGAUGGUGAGCAGCCCUGUCUGCCUCCAGGCUCCUUCCUCAGCUGCUCCUCAGACAACACCAUCCGGCUCUGGAACACUGACGGUCACAGCACCACCCUCAGCCGCAACGUCAUCAGCAACGACCUCCAGAAGAUCAUCUACAUGGACAACAACACGGCCGGCCUGCUGGACACAGAGUGCCUCAACUCGGGGAACGGAGAGAAGGCCGACCCCCAGACCUCAGAGACCAGGACGGGCUUCAGGACCAUGUGUGUGAGCCCCGACGGGCAGCACCUGGCGUCGGGCGACCGCACCGGCACCUUGAGGAUCCAUGAGCUGGUGAGCAUGGAGGAGAUUCUGAACGUUCAGGCACACGACUCUGAGAUCCUUUGUCUGGAAUACUCCAAGCCUGAGACGGGUCUGAAGCUACUAGCCACAGCUAGUCGAGACCGUCUGAUCCAUGUGCUGGACGCAGAGCAGGAGUACAGCCUGCUGCAGACGCUGGACGAACACUCCUCCUCCAUCACCGCCGUCCGAUUCGCUGCCAAUGACGGCAAGGUGAGGAUGAUCAGCUGUGGCGCUGACAAGAGCAUCUACUUCCGCACAGCGCAGAAGUCAGAUGAAGGAACAGUGUUUACCCGCACCCACCACAUCGUACGCAAGACGACGCUGUAUGACAUGGAUAUCGACCCCACCAGGAAGUACGCCGCAAUUGGUUGUCAAGACCGCAGCGUUAGAAUCUUCAACAUCAGUAACGGCAAACAGAAGAAACUGUACAAGGGCUCCCAAGGAGAGGAUGGCACUGUUAUCAAGGUUCAGACCGACCCCUCAGGGCUGUAUGUGGCCACCAGCUGCUCAGACAAGAACAUCAGCAUCUUUGACUACUACUCUGGAGAGUGUGUGGCCACCAUGUUUGGACACUCUGAGGUUGUGACUGGAAUGAAGUUCACCAAUGACUGCAAGCACAUGAUAACUGUGUCUGGUGACAGCUGUAUCUUUGUGUGGCGUCUGGCCCCGGAGCUGACCAUCAGUAUGAGACAGCGUCUCUCGGACCUCAAGCAGAAUGGCAAGCCAGUUCAGAAGACCCCACCUCACAAACCUUGCAAUCUCAGCACCAGGAGAGAGUUGCACAGAACUCCUCCCAUAGUCACCAUGUCCUCUGACAGCGACAAAGAGGUGGAGGGGAUAGAGGAGGAGGAAGAGGAUGAGGAAGAGAUGAUCUCUCCUUACAUGGUGUCAGGCUGCAGUGCAGAGGAAGAGACAGACACCUCAGACGAAAAGCACAACUCUCUUAACUCUCACGGCAGAGAACUGAAAAGGGAGAGCUCUUUUGGCAGGCGUUCCUCCCAGGGCAAUCAUCACUGUGAGGAAAGGGGUCCCCGUCCGCGGCGCCGCUGGGCCAGAGGCAUGGUCAGCAUGGAGCUGAUGGUCAAGUCCAUGUUGGACCUCAGACAGCUGGAUUCCUUCGCCAUGCCCCCCUCCUCCCCCAACAAGACCAAGACCCAGCCUGAUGCUUUCAGAGACCCAUUCAGGGAGGAUGAACUGGGCAGCACCAUCAGCCUGCAACCCCUUACUGCAUGGGGGGAUGACUCUGAGCAGAGGUCCCAGCAGCGACCCCACAACAUCAUGUUCUCUCCACAGACCCAAGAGACAGGCUCAGUGAUCUACCCCGAGGGCUGUGAGGACAGGGCCAGCUUAGCUGGCAGUGAGUACCUAGUGAAAGAGCUACUGCCCGGGUCUGAGACCAGCAGGAGUGUGAAGGGGUACCAGAACCACAACCAGUGGAGCCAGGGCCACCGUGACAAACACAGCCCAGACAGCGCCUGCUCUGUGGACUACUCCAGCAGCAGAUGGUCCAGCCCAGACAGCCAGCAGCAGCCUCCUGGAGAGGACUCUGAGCCCACAGAGCCUCUCAGUGUGGAUGGGAACUCCUCUGAAUUGGACAUGGAGGAACUGGAGGAGGAAGAGGAGGGGGGCGUAGGGAGGGGAGAGGCCAAGGGGACAACAGUAGUACCUAAGACCCCUGACCAGGAGGCCUUCCUCAAACAGCACUUUGGCAACCUGGCUGAGCUUAAAAACCCAGUGAGCCCGACCAGAGUUGUCACCCCUGACAGUGUCAGCAUCUCCUCCAAGUUCCUGUCCCAAUGUUCUACUGGAAGCAGAACUGCCUUUCCAUUCCCAUCGAAGAGCGGUGUUGAGGGGAAGGUAGCCAGCGGUGUGGUGAGGCCCCUGGUCUCUGAGGUGAGGCCCCUCAUGGAGCACAACCAGAGCCACAGCCAGAGCCACAGCCAGGGCCAGAGCCACAGCCAGGGCCAGAGCCACAGCCAGGGCCAGAGCCACGGCCAGGGCCAGAGCCAAGGCCACGGCCAGGACCAGAGCCAACGCCACGGCCAGGACCAGAGCCAAGGCCACGGCCAGGACCAGAGCCAAUGCCACAGCCAGGACCAGAGCCAAGGCCACAGCCAGGACCAGAGCCAAGGCCACAGCCAGGACCAGAGCCAAGGCCACAGCCAGGACCAGAGCCAAGGCCACAGCCACGACCAGAGCCAAGGCCACAGCCAGCACCAGAGCCAAGGCCACAGCCAGGACCAGAGCCAAGGCCACAGCCAGGACCAGAGCCAACGCCACAGCCAGGGCCACAACCAGGACCAGAGCCACAACCAGGGCCAGAGCCACAGCCAAGGCCAAAACCAGGACCAGAGCCACAACCAGAGCCAGAGCCACAGCCAGGACCAGAGCCAACUGCACAGCCAGGGCCAGAGCCACAGCCAGGGCCAGAGCCACAGCCAGGACCAGAGCCAACUCCACAGCCAGGGCCAGAGCCACAACCAGGACCAGAGCCACAGCCAGGACCAGAGCCACAACCAGGACCAGAGCCACAGCCAGGGCCAGAGCCACAGCCAGGACCAGAGCCAAGGCCAGGGCCAGAGCCAAGGCCAGGGCCAGAGCCACAGCCAGGGCCAGAGCCACAGCCAGGACCAGAGCCACAGCCAGGACCAGAGCCACAGCCAGGGCCAGAGCCACAACCAGGGCCAGAGCCAACUGCACAGCCAGGGCCAGAGCCACAGCCAGGGCCAGAGCCACAGCCAGGACCAGAGCCAACUCCACAGCCAGGACCAGAGCCACAACCAGGACCAGAGCCACAGCCAGGGCCAGAGCCACAACCAGGACCAGAGCCACAGCCAGGGCCAGGGCCAAGGCCACAACCCGGGCCAGAGCCACAACCAGAGAAAGGGCUCAGAAGAAUCUCAGAAGGGCACUACCGGGAGACUAGAAGUAGUGGACACUACCACUAUGGAGAAGGGUCUGAAUCUCCGGGCCUCUCCUCUGAGGAAGAAGCUUUUUAACCCUGCAGUGGACUCCCGUAGGAUAGUCAGCCCUGUGGCCAAGGCUGCAGCAUCACACCUCACAUCUACAGGCAUGAGGAAGUCCCAGUCAGUCCAGAACCUGCACACUGAGGAAAUGCCUCUGAGCCUGUCUCGGCCCUCCAAGGAGGUAGCCCCUCAGCCCCAUCACUCCCAGCCUCAUCAAUCCCAGGCCAACGAGCGUCCAGUGACCCUCCCCACAACCCCCCGCCGCACCCUUCCCACUGUGCCCCCCCUCUGCAGCCCCACCUCCCCACAACCCCGGGACAUCACCAGUACCAGUCAUGGCACUGCCCCCACGCCCAGGAGCGUCAAAUCCCGCUGCUCCUACAUGAGCCCCACCACCAGCUCCAUGGCCAAGAUGUCCCGCUCCAUGUCCAUGGGAGACAGCCUAAACGUGGCCGAGGAAGAGUCUGGGUCUACAGAGUCACGCAGGGGGUCCAGCUCUGACACGUCCAACGCUCCCACCAAGAGUCGGAGCUGCUCCUCCCAGAGCUCCCAGAGUCUUAGUACUAAACCGUCUAACCCCGUGGCCGUGGUCUCUUCCACCUUAUCCUCCUCCUCCCCUCUGGCGUUGGGUUUAGCCAUGCCCCAUGCUGCAGUUAUCCCCACCCUCAUCACUAGCUCUCCAAGCAACUCCAACCCAACCACCAAGAGUCUGCAGGCUAAGCUGAUGUGCAGCACCCGGCCCCAGCUCAACCUGGACAUCUCCAAGCCCCUCCCAGACAAGCCCUCCCUGGCGGUCUUCACUCCCAACAGUACCUCCAAGACCGCCGCCUCCUCCAAGACUGUCAAAGAGGACAACGACCUCUCUUCCAGAUCUCCAGUCAGCUUGUUACCUCACCAGGGCCAGACUCAUCCAGUACUCACCAACAAAGUCCAGCUAGUCACUGCACUGUCCCUCUCCCCAGCUCGGAGUCCUGAGGUGGAGCAGCGUUUUCUCACCACGGAGCUGCGUCCUGAGGCCCCCGUGGUAGACAACAGACUAGAACAGCCAAAGAUGGAGAAGAGCCAGGGCCUGACCCAGGAGAAGAGUCCCGCGAUGGAGGUGUCUCUACAGGGCAGUCCCGUAUACCUGCUGUCAUCUGGAGGUUCCGGCCAGGACCGCACAGACGGUUCUCUCAGUAUGGAGUCGUGCAGGGUGGUGGCCAGCGAGCUACAGAACACCUUUAGGAAGGCCUCCCAGCUCUACAGAAUGGUGAACAGUGUGCCUGUAGACUCCAGGCAGGAGCACCAUGAGAUGGCCCAGGUCCUGUCUGAGGCCUUUGAGGUGGUGAGGGCCGAGCUGAGCUCCCUGCCCCAGAGCUCACCCCCAUCCCCCUCUGGAGGGCCUGCAGCAGGAGGCUCCCUGUGUACAGUGGGCUGCCGGCCCGUAGGACCAGUAGAACCAGGGACGGGGAGAUUAGCCUCGGGGGAGGAGAGGACUCUGGCUCUGCUGGAGCAGUACUCUGAGCUCCUCCUUCAAGCUGUGGAGAAGAGGCUGGACAACAAGCAGCUCUCCUAAAUACUCCUCUUCUUUCACACCCUUCCUUGAAGACUGAACCAACCCCCUUGCAAAUGUAGGAUCUUAAGCCAUUGUGCAAGGAUAUCUGCAGACUACAGUACUUAUUUCAUUUUUUUCUCGACACGUUUUUAAAAUGAACAGAUUAAAAUAUUCCUGAAGGAUGCCUGUACAUAUUUUUUAGAAGUUCUUUUUUUUUUUUUUUUAAGCACUUAUCUCUCUUUCUCUCUGCUGCACCCUCUGGUUGGGUGGUCCCCUCUCUCCCUGUCAGAUCUCUGGAGGCCUAGGAUGGGUUUGGAGGGUUGGACUCAGCACAAUGGCCCACUGUAGUAGGCUAACAUGUAACACUCAUAACCAAUAGCACUGAUACUGUAAGGAGACUCCUCAGGAUGAUCAAUGCCUCAGCAUUCCUUCCCAGUGUGGCUGAGCUGCACUAGACUGUCAUUCAUCACCCUUCCUCCCUCUACUAUAUUGUGUGCUUCUACAGUACCUACCAGACACCUGCACUCUCACGACCACUGGUUUUAUUUACCCCUGUUGCCAAAUAUUGUGCCCUGCUACUUUGUUUUAAUGACGUUGUUAUGGAAAUGCCGGAAGCCCUAGAGUUGCUGCGUUGGAGCCAGUAGCGUAGUUUUGUGGGCCCCUCUUGCAUCCCCACAGAAAGAAAUAUGUGCAGAUUUAUAGCUUAUCUCAUGCUAUUUGACACAUAUUGCCAUGAGGCUGAGAGAAAAUGUUGAUGUUUUAGAGCUCAGGGAUUCUUGAAAGAUGGGACAAUCUCAACAUUUUUCCCACAAAUAUUUGUCUUAAUAUUAACAAAAGUUGAAAUCUAUAUUUUGAUAGACCAAAGUACCAGCAAUCACACCAUGUAAAGGAAAAAGCAACUUCCAAACUUCUUUUUGUUUUAUAGUACUCCCCGAGUGGCGCAGCGGUCUAAGGCACUGCAUCUCAGUGCUAGAGGCAUCACUACAGACCCUGGUUCGAUUCCAGGCUGUAUCUCAACUGGCAGUCCCAUAGUGCGGCGCACAAUUGGCCCAGCGUUGUCCGGGUUUGGCCAGGGUAGGCCGUCAUUGUAAAUAAGAAUUUGUUCUUAACUGACUUGCCUAGUUAAAUAAAGGUUAAAUAAAUAAAUUAAAUACAAAUAUUUAGCACUACUAAAUGCUCCAGGAGAACUUUCUUUAGCAUUGUGACAUGUUUUUCUAGAUUUAGAACAUAAAACAUUUAGAAAGCAAACAUGAUCUUUUAGGUCUAGCAAAUCAAAUGCUUCAAUUGUUUAAGCAUAUGUUACAGAGCAUUGAUGAAAAUAUUUGUUCUGAAUAUUUACACAAAAAACGAUCAUAAGGGGGUGGACCAUCAGUGACGUAAUUGACAAACCACUGACGGAGUUGUGACAGCCGAUGCUCAAAACAAACAUUUGUAAAAUAUGGGAAAUGAUUCAUUUGAAAAUCUCCAAUAAAAUAUCCAUAAUUGCCUGUUUUUAGAAUUUUAAAUUGGGUUCCUUUGCUCCAGACAAGGGCAUUUCCAGGCAUCAGCCGACAGUCAUAUAUUCCCAAAACAAGUAGAUUCUAAACUCAAAUAAUGCAAAAAAAAACAUUUUUUUAAACUAUCAAAUAAAAGUUUCCCUGCCGGACAAGGAUUGUCCCAACUUUCAAGAAUCCCUGAGCAAAUGUCCUGUUAUUCUACACAUUUUGCCAUGAGGCUGAGAUUUUUUUUGCAGUUUUAAAGCUAAUUUCCUGUCAUUCAAAUAAAAUAAUUCAUGGCUUAUGACGUGUUCAUAUGCUAUAUGGGGGGCUGGCGGCCACCUGCCUUGCAGGGGCGUGUGCUAUGCCAGUGUUUGGAGCUUGAUGCUGGCUGUCGUUUUGGGUAGCAGAAGCUGCACUUUUUGGACAAUCGGAGGGUGUUGCUGUCAAUGCCAUUCCUGACCCCAGUGCUCUAAAACAAUACAAACAAUUGUUAUCACUACAAUGUGAAAUGUCUGUGUUGGUGUACCUGUCCCUACCAGGGCUUUUAUCCACCGACACCAGGCCAUAGCAACCUCCACACUACUAGAGGAACACAGGACCCUUCCAAGUCUUAAAAGCCAGAUUAAUCAGACAUAAUCAUGUUUUAGUGGGUGAUUUGAUACAUUGUGUUUUGAGAGGCCCUGUCUGUGUGUGAUGUGUGGUUGUAUUUAUUAUGUUGUAAAAGGUCCACGUUACAAAGGGAGUUGUCAGCCCCUUGUGAGUUGUAGUUUGUUUUGUACCAGAGCUAGGUCACCAGUGGAGGACAAACAUUGCAAAAACAGAAGACUUGAAAAUAUACAGUAUCAACUGAGAGUCUCCUCGUUCAUUAACUAUGCUGGAUGGUUUUAUAAAACAUGUGAAUUGUAUUCCCAGUACAUUUUUUGUAUUCCAAAUUGAUGGUCAAGGUGUGCAAAUAAUAAUACAAAUUGUCUGAAGGAAAUGGGUGCCUUAAUUCAAAACCAGCGUUUUUCAUAGUUUAAAAUGUGUUGGGUUAUACCAAAAUAAUAUUGAAUUGUAAUCAAAAGGUGACUACUGAAAUUGAGCUACUGCUGUGGGAAACGAAUGACACUUAGGAGAAGCAUUUUCUGAUGACUCUGAAUACAGAUAUCACAUCGUGCAUAAAUGUAUUUUGUCCCCCCACACCAAACGCGAUCACGACACGCAGGUUAAAAUAUCAAAACAAACUGAACCAAUUACAUUAAUUUGGGGACAGGUCAAAAAGCAUUAAACAUGUAUGGCAAUUUAGCUAGCUAGCUUGCACAUGCUAGAUCAUUUGUCCUAUUUAGCUAGCUUGCUGUUGCUAGCUAAUUUGUCCUGGGAUAUAAACAUUGAGUUGUUAUUUUACCUGAAAUGCACAAGGACCUCUACUGCGACAAUUAAUCCACACAUAAAACGGUCAACCGACUCGUUUCUAGUCAUCUCUCCUCCUUCCAGGCUUUUUCAUCUUUGAAUUUAUAUGGUGAUUGGCAUCUAAACUUUCCUAGUAUUACCACGACAACCAGCAAAACAGUUCGUCUUUCAUUCACCCAUGUGGGUAUAACCAAUGAGGAGAUGGCACGUGGGUACCUGCUUCUAUAAACCAAUGAGGAGAUGAGAGAGGCAGGACAUGCAGCGCGAUCUGCGUCAGAAAUAGGAAUGACUUCUAUUUUAGUCCUUGGCAUCGCAGACGCUCGUUGGCGCACGCGAGCAGUGUGGGUGCAAUAAUUGAAUAACAUGGAUUUCUAAAUUUAUUUUGCAACGCUCGGGCACGCGAUGUGUCCGGUCUGGUCAGCAUGUUAGGGCUGGGUUACCAGAGGUAAAGAACCCGGAACAAAUCUAGCUCACAGCUCUUGCAUCAGAUACAAACCGGGCAGAAAACUUUUUUCCCCCACACCUCUUAAGAAUUCCUCAACAUUUAUUGGCUCUUGUCUGGCUGUGGUGUUUUCAUCCUGGUCCCUGGCACUUUUCCACCCCAAUAACAAUGCACUUUCAUUCCUAUCAAAAUGGUCAUAGGUCAGAUUCAUGUAUUUGUAAUAGCUUAGGCUACUAAAAUAAACCUGGGUCUCUGUGUAAUGGUGUAACUGUUGUGUCAAAGGCUCACAGAAUAAUAAUUGUGUUCUGAUGCUGCUAUGAUUGUGGCUGCAGACUAGCACAACACUGCCCUCUGCUGUUGAACCUCCAUCACUGCCCAGUUGCUACUAAAACAGAAAGCCCUAUCACUUCCCCAUUACAAUUUCUCUGGUCAGGAUUAUUCUGUGCUGUGUUUUACAUACUUUUCAAUACACUAGUGCCCUCAAACAAUAUUUGAAUCACCUGUGCAUACAAUACUGUUUAAUUUCCUGAGUUAUUGAUAGACUUGUUAUAAACUUACACUCAUUGGUAGAAACAGUCUUAUCAGGUACCCAAAGGUUCUUACAGCCUCUCAAAAUGCCAUGCCUAGAACUCUAUAUUUUCUCUAGUUUUGAUUAAAGCAUUGUAUGUACAUGACUAGAUGAAUGUGCAUAGACAGACCGCAAAGAUUUAAAAGUGCAGUCAAACCCUGAAAUGACAUGAGUCAUGGUAUAGAAUAAGAAUGAAGUAUAUUCUGCUGUUUAUUAGUUAUUCAGUAUUUCCCCAUCUGACUGACAAUAUUCAGAACUGUGACCUUAACUAGACUGGAGGUUUCAUUAAGACCAUAGGAUUGUGUUUGAUGGGACAGUAGUACAGGUGCACCUAUCUGCUGCCAGUAUGCAUCAGUAUUUAUGCAUGAAGGGUGGUGAGGUGUGGAGGUUGACCGACUGGCUCGUUCCAGUAGGAUUGCAUGGUUCAACGUACCCUAGGCUUGUUUCACUGUAUGAGUCGAUUCCACUCUUUCACAAGCUGGUAUAAUCUGUAGCUGACCCUCGUUCUUAAUAACCCCACCUUUUCUAUGAUGAUUACUUGUCUUAAACUACAGAUUAUGGACCAGAAUGUUCCUCUUUUAGGAAUGAUCACUUCUCAGACAUUUGAGCUUUUGUUUUCUGUUUUGCACCAACCUCAGUUUAGUGGUCUUAGUCGUUUUACUGUAUUCCCUCCCUGUACUUCUCUUUCUGCUGGAGAAUAAAAACAUAUUUAUUACACUCAA
Molecule: messenger RNA, 11520 nt
Organism: Salvelinus fontinalis (brook trout)
Lineage: Eukaryota; Metazoa; Chordata; Actinopteri; Salmoniformes; Salmonidae
Gene: mapkbp1
Product: mitogen-activated protein kinase binding protein 1
Exons: 30
Coding region: 853-6942 (2029 amino acids)
Molecular function (GO): protein binding
Source: RefSeq, a predicted model, not a curated record